AUGGCUGAGACAGAGAGCCUUUCACCCUUUGGCAAGGCCAGAGCUACUGUGACCGACCAGCCUCUCAGCAAGGAUGAGGUCGACAAGAUCAAUCGCUACUUCCAUGCCAGCAUGUACUUGUGCUUGGGUAUGCUCUACCUCAGAGAGAACCCUCUUCUCCAGGAACCUCUCAAGGUUGAGCACAUCAAGCCUCGUCUUCUCGGACAUUGGGGCUCUGAUGCUGGUCAAUCUUUCACAUACAUUCACAUGAACCGCUUGAUCAAGAAGUACGACCUUGAUGCCUUCUUUGUUUCUGGUCCUGGUCAUGGUGCUCCUGCUGUCAUUUCCAACUCCUACCUCGAAGGAGUUUACUCCGAAGUCUACCCAGCCAAGUCUCAGGACGCCGAGGGCAUGCAGCGCUUCUUCAAGCAGUUCUCCUUCCCAGGAGGAAUUGGCAGUCACGCAACUCCAGAGACUCCUGGCAGUAUCCACGAGGGUGGAGAGCUUGGAUAUAGCAUCUCGCACGCCUUUGGUGCUGUGUUUGAUAAUCCCGACUUGAUCGCUUUGACCAUGGUUGGAGAUGGUGAAGCCGAGACUGGUCCUUUGGCAACCAGCUGGCACAGCACUAAAUUCCUGAACCCCAUCUGCGAUGGUGCAGUCUUGCCCGUCCUUCACCUGAACGGAUACAAGAUCAACAACCCCACCGUCCUCUCAAGAAUCAGCCACGAUGAGCUAAAGGCUUUGUUUGUCGGUUAUGGUUGGGAGCCUUACUUUGUCGAAGGCUCUGACCUCGACUCUAUGCACCAAGCAAUGGCUGCCACUCUGGAAAGAGCUGUCACCGAGAUCAAGGCCAUCCAGAAGAAGGCUAGAGAGUCUGGCAAGGCUGAGCGUCCCAGAUGGCCAAUGAUUGUCCUCAGAACACCCAAGGGCUGGACUGGUCCUCGUACCGUUGAUGGUCACUUCCUCGAAGGUUACUGGAGAGCUCAUCAGAUCCCCCUUACCAACGUUCUCAAAGACAACGACCAGCUCGCUCUGCUCGAGAAGUGGAUGCGCAGCUAUGAGCCUGAGAAGCUGUUCAAGGACGGCAAAUUCAUCGACGAGCUUCGUGAGCUCGCCCCUAAGGGUAACCGCCGUAUGAGUGCCAACCCCGUCACCAACGGUGGUCUCCUGCGUGCCAACCUCAAGGUUCCCGAUUUCAAGAAAUUCGCACACAAGGUGAACAAGCCAGCCGCUGAACAAGCGCCUAGUAUGAACCUGUUCGCAGAAUUCUUGACCCAGGUCGUCAAGGCCAACCCCACCAACUUCCGUCUGUUCGGCCCCGACGAGACACAGUCCAACAAGCUUGGCGCUGUUUACGAUGUUACCAAGAAGGUCUGGAUGGCCGACUACUUCGAAGAAGACAAGGAUGACGGCAACCUUGCACCUUCUGGCAGAGUCAUGGAGAUUCUCAGUGAGCACACCGUUGAGGGUUGGCUGGAAGGUUACCUGUUGACUGGUCGCCACGGUCUGCUCAACAGCUACGAACCUUUCAUUCACAUCAUCGACUCCAUGGUCAACCAGCACGCAAAGUGGCUCGAGAAGUGUCACGAGGUUUCUUGGAGACAGGAAGUUGCUUCGCUCAACAUCCUGCUUACCUCCACCGUUUGGCGCCAGGACCACAAUGGCUUCACUCACCAGGACCCUGGUUUCCUCGAUGUUGUUGCCAACAAGUCGCCUGAGGUUGUUCGCAUCUACCUUCCUCCCGAUGCCAACUGCCUGCUCAGCACCAUGAACCACUGUCUCAAGUCAUCCAACUAUGUCAACGUUAUUGUUGCCGACAAGCAGAACCACCUUCAGUAUUUGAACAUGGAGGACGCUGUCAACCACUGUUCCAAGGGUCUUGGCAUUUGGCAGUGGGCUUCAAACAGCGAGCACCAAGAACCUGACAUGGUCAUGGCCAGUUGUGGUGAUGUCAGCACACAAGAGGCUCUUGCUGCCACGGCUUUACUUCGGGAGUACCUUCCGGAAAUUAAGGUUCGCUUCGUGAACGUCGUCGACCUUUUCAAGCUUCAACCUCACGGCUACCACCCCCACGGCCUCAAAGACGAUGAAUACGAAGCCAUCUUCACUUCCGACAAGCCUAUAAUCUUCAAUUUCCACAGUUAUCCUUGGUUAGUCCAUAGAAUGACGUACAAAAGAAAGGGUCAGCACUUGCUACGCGUGCGCGGGUACAAGGAGAAGGGUAACAUUGACACCCCCCUCGAGCUGGCCAUCAGAAACGAGACCGAUCGCUACAGUUUGGCCAUUCUUGCCAUCGACAGUCUCAAGUCUGUUCUAGGUAACAAGGGCUCGUCGACUCGUGAGUACCUGCUCAACAAGCGUACUACCGCUAUGAACUACGCCUACGAGACCGGUCAGGACCCUGAUGACUUUGUCAACUGGACCUGGAACUACUAG
Messenger RNA from Aureobasidium melanogenum CBS 110374, 2415 nucleotides. RefSeq names its product D-xylulose 5-phosphate/D-fructose 6-phosphate phosphoketolase. The record is from RefSeq and is a predicted model, not a curated record. Gene Ontology annotation, molecular function: aldehyde-lyase activity. The transcript has 2 exons. NCBI's taxonomy places the organism in Eukaryota, Fungi, Ascomycota, Dothideomycetes, Dothideales, Saccotheciaceae. Bases 1 to 2415 code for a protein of 804 amino acids. Gene Ontology annotation, biological process: carbohydrate metabolic process.